GCUGUAAUGUUACAAUGCAUCCCGUACAAAUGACUCGUUACUGUAUUACCGAUACAGUGCGCGGAUUAAAGUGAACUCCUUUAGACUGUGCUGGUUUUAAUAUUGGAUUGGACAUCGCUGUCCUGCGUGCUUGGUGGAGGUAUGACAUUGACCAGAGGCUCCUUUACUUACUCCAGUGGAGAAGAAUAUACUGGAGAAUGGAAGGAAGGACGAAGGCAUGGCAAAGGUGAACUGAAGUUUGCUGAUGGCACCUGUUAUAAAGGUCACUUUGAGAAUGGCCUCUUCCAUGGAUCAGGGGUGUUAGUGUUUCCUGAUGGAUCCAGGUACGAGGGGGAAUUCGCCCAAGGAAAAUUCCAAGGAGUCGGAAUCUUCAGCAGGUUUGACGGGAUGAAGUUUGAAGGGGAAUUCAAAAGUGGUCGUGUAGAAGGACAUGGGCUGCUGACAUUCCCAGAUGGUUCCCACGGUGUUCCACGAAAUGAGGGUUUGUUUGAGAACAACAAGCUUCUGAAACGAGAAAAGUGUCAGGCUGUGGUGCAGAGAGCCAAGAACUCGGCAUCUACAGCCCGAGGCCUCUCUGUAUGAAACACUGAUACAACUGCGGCUUUAGGAUCAAGUCCCAAAAUACAAUCCAGAUUGCAUAGACACAUAUAAAGAAAGCAAAGCUGAUUAUGGAUCUACAUCUCUGCCUUCACCCAACAAAGGAGCUUGAAAAUCCAUGAGAUCCAUCAAACCCUCAGGGAUGGAGGAAAGAGUAUCCAUUCCACUAGGCUCUUCUCGCAUGGUUCCUCUGCCUUGGUUCCUCUGUGGCUUAAAAACAUUGUCAAAUUAUGUCAGUGUGGUAUAGAGUAUAGACUAAAGUCACCAUUGGAGGCAUAGCAGGUACAAAAGUGUGAUCGUCAGAUUGGGGGCAUUUUUUUGUAAAAUAACUGACUUUGCCUUUGUCUCUGAUUGUAUCACUUGUGUUCUACUUUAUCAGUUUCAGUGGUUGUUAUUCAGGGUUCCCAUAGUCAUCAAAACCUUGAAAUGUCAGGGAAUCUUAAAAUUGUGCUUCACAGAUAAUGAAAAGUCAUGCAAAUGAAUAAGAUCUUGAUUUUGUGUUUUGCAUUUAGUACAAAACAUAAUGGAAACUUUUAGUGAAGUUUGGGAACCCUGCUGUUGUAACCUUUCCAAGUGGAAAUUUUGUUUAUUGCACAUUUGCCUUAUUUUUUGUGUUAAAAAAUUAAAUCCAGCAAUGAAGCUGGAAGAAAAUCCGAUAUGGGGACAGCUGUAAGUGAAAAUAGAUAUUUAACUUGUCUUAAAGAUUUAUGUAUUAUUUAAUUAAAUUACAAUGAGUACUUAUAAUUUACUAACAGAUUAUAGUAUAGUGUAAAUGGUUGAUUUUAGUAUUUCUGUGCAAUGCAGACAUUUACAAUUGGUUUAAAUUAUUUAAAAUGUUUUGACAUUAGCAUAUGUUCAAGGAUUUAUUUGUGUAUUUACUGUCAUUUAAAUUGAAUGCUUGUGGUUCACAGUUCCUAUCAUUUGCAGUGUCAAAGAGAAGCCUUAGACAACAUCAUCUAAAAUACACUGACACCAAGAAGAAUUUUGCACUGUUAUUUAUGUGAGCAGAGAUCUUAAAAAUUUAUGUGGAAAAUAAUCGAGAAAUAAAGUCAGAAAAAACA
Paramisgurnus dabryanus is the source of this 1658-nucleotide messenger RNA. It is a transcript of the gene morn4, whose product is annotated as MORN repeat containing 4. The record is from RefSeq and is a predicted model, not a curated record. Gene Ontology annotation, cellular component: cell projection. Gene Ontology annotation, biological process: response to axon injury. Lineage: Eukaryota; Metazoa; Chordata; Actinopteri; Cypriniformes; Cobitidae.